UGAGAGUGGUGAUGAUGGAGUGUGCAAUUCCGGGAAAGUUGCUUUGUGCUUCAACUUCAAGACUCUGGAAUCCAAGGCCGAGGAAGGUAGUGUUGAGCAGAAGAAGAAACACGGGACGACUGAGUGCCCACAACAACAACUUGUGCAGCUCCUCUAAAUUCAAGAUUAAAGCUCACACAUCACAGGUCGGCAUUGCAAAGCCAACAAAUUUGACUGAUUCUGAUAUUCAGGGAUUUGUUUGGCCUUCUCCAACAGAUGAAAUCCCAUUUUGGAAGAAGGAGUUCCCUUCUUGGGAUGCAAACUUGGAACUUACCUCUGAACAAACCAAGGAUUCCAAACUCAUGCACAUUGUUCAUGUUACAGCUGAAAUGGCACCAAUAGCGAAAGUUGGUGGUCUUGGUGAUGUUGUAACUGGACUUGCUCGAGCAUGUUUAUCUCGUGGCCACACAGUGCAUAUCAUGCUUCCUUUCUAUGAGUGUAUCCAGAAGCAUCAAAUCAAUGACUUGACGUUAAUCACAACAUAUAACUCUUAUCAUGAUGGAAACUGGAUCCCCAUUAAUGCAUAUCAUGGGGUAGUUUCAGGAAUCCCAGUUAUAUUUCUUGAACCAUCCUGUCAGUUCUUUAAGGGACAUCAGGUGUAUGGGGGUUCAUACAAUGAGCUGGAGGCAUAUAUGUUCUUUAGUCGUGCUUGCCUUGAAUGGAUGCAGGUGACUGGAACACAACCUGAUAUCAUACAUGUCCAUGAGUGGCAGGCUGGUGCUUUACCCAUACUUUAUUGGGACAUGUAUCAUCAUCUUUCACUUAAGAAGCCGAGAAUAGUAUUGACAAUCCAUAACAUGGAGCACUAUGGUGAAUGUAGACAAGAGCAACUUAGCAUGUGUGGUCUUGAUGGAUCCCUCUAUGCAACCUUUGACAAGGCAGUUGAUGAUCGAACUGUUGGUCACAAUCCCGAACGGUUAAGCUUAUUGAAAGGUGGAAUUGUCUACAGCAAUGCAGUAGUCACAGUUUCUCCAACAUAUCUCAAAGAGACACUCUGCUCUGGAUGGCUUUCAAGUACUUUGAUGAGAAAUCGUGAUAAGUACUUUGGUAUAGUAAAUGGAAUAGACACUAUGAUGUGGAACCCUUCUACUGAUGUUUUCUUGCCUUCGAAAUUCAAUGUUAAAAACUCUGAGGGCAAGAAGUUAUGCAAAUACUAUGUUCAAAGGGGACUUGGUUUGGCCUCAGGCAACCACGUGACAGAUACUACUCUCAAGGUGCCUUUGGUUGUCUGUAUUACUCGCUUAGUUGCACAAAAGGGUCUUCAUUUGAUUACUCAUGCAAUCAAGCAAGUUGAAGAACUAGGUGGACAGAUGGUUGUACUGGGAAAAGCCCCGGAUCACCGGGUUGAAAGAGAAUUUGAAGACCUUGCAGAUUCGCUUAACCAAGGUCCUAGCAUUCGGAUUUUAUUGAUGUAUAGUGAGGAGCUAUCCCACUUACUUUAUGCUGCUGCAGACAUUGUUCUAGUUCCUUCCAUGUAUGAGCCAUGUGGACUGGCCCAAAUGAUUGGCAUGCGUUAUGGGGCAGUCCCAGUAGUUAGAAAGACUGGCGGUCUUGCAGAUACAGUCUUUGACAUGGAUGAUGAGUCAAACCAUGAGAUGGCAAAUGGGUUUGUUUUUGAAGGAAUGGAUGAAGCUUCCCUGAAUUGUGCUCUAGAUCGUGCAUUUACUUGCUAUAGAAACAAGCCAGGAGAAUGGAAUUGCAUUGUUAAGAAGGUAAUGAAGAUGGAUAAUAGCUGGAACAACACAGCUCGCAAGUACAUUGAGAUUUAUGAAUCAGUUACAGCAUCAUGAUGACAAGUUGCUGAGAGAAAAUUUCAUAUGCAUGUUUAGCUACAGAAGCUUCAUUGCCGAAUCCUUCAUGGUCUUAAGCUUUAUGGGGUGAACCCAGCUCAUGAUGCCAUCAGAAUCAAAUCCUUCACGUUCUUCGGCUCAAUGGGGUGAACUUAGAUUCAUAGUGCCGUAAAGACUGGGUAUAGAGGACAGAUCAAUGAACUUUAUAACCAAUUAUGUUGCACUUGUAACUUUGUAAGUUUAACUUGCAUAUCUACUAUCUAGAUGUACACCAGUUGGUGUUGUAUAUUAGAGAAAAAGUUCCACAAUAUGACGACCCAGCAGAUACUGUCCAACUAAAACAAUUGUCCAGGUUCCGAGUUCCAGUUGCAGAUAGACCCAUUAAAGUGUUCUUAUAAGAGCCAAUUAUGACCAACCCACAAAUUUGAAUUAUAGAAACUUGGAUGUGAGAACAGAAUUGAAAAGA
Messenger RNA from Rosa rugosa (rugosa rose), 2295 nucleotides. RefSeq lists its product as uncharacterized. NCBI's taxonomy places the organism in Eukaryota, Viridiplantae, Streptophyta, Magnoliopsida, Rosales, Rosaceae. The transcript is spliced from 15 exons. The record is from RefSeq and is a predicted model, not a curated record. Gene Ontology annotation, molecular function: alpha-1,4-glucan glucosyltransferase (UDP-glucose donor) activity. The coding region runs from base 12 to 1829 and encodes 605 amino acids.